This is a messenger RNA of Dothidotthia symphoricarpi CBS 119687, 537 nucleotides long. RefSeq lists its product as uncharacterized. Bases 1 to 537 code for a protein of 178 amino acids. The record is from RefSeq and is a predicted model, not a curated record. The transcript is spliced from 3 exons. Lineage: Eukaryota; Fungi; Ascomycota; Dothideomycetes; Pleosporales; Dothidotthiaceae.
AUGUCCGACGGUCUCAAUGACGCCCGAGCUAUUCGCAUAGCCGAAAUCAUGACCGACUUCCGCAAUCUUCAACACUACCUCAGUCAACUUCGUGCCACGCCUACAGCAGAGGAAUACUACCUCGAAGGUUUCUCCCUGAUGCGCCAGUGCAUCAGUGAGGCCCACACCAUCCUCCAAACGCCCUUCAAUGCAACUGGCCCUGCGACAGGGGAUCCAGAGAGAGAGAAGCAGCAACUGAAGACAAUCAUCACAGAUUCAGCCGUCCGCCGCUUCCAAUGCCAAAGAGCAUAUCUGCGCGCCCAUGCUGGUCUCCGCUGGAUGCACUCGCGAACCAAUAUCCUUCAGGGUGCAAGGCCAAAUGCAUCUCACAUCGCUGCCCUGCAACAAGCCGACUCCACCCUCCGCAAUGAGCUUCUCGCAAUCACCGACGCGUACGUUCAGGAGACGUUGCAGAACCAGGACGCGAGCCAGGGGAAAUGGUUACAGGAAGAUCCGACCCUGGCACAGAUGCAACAAGUUCUUUUGGCCCGACGAUGA